AUGGCAGCUCCCAAAUCCGUCCAGCUAGACACGAGCACAGGACCCAUAGUAGUGGAAUUAUACUGGGAUCACUGUCCAAAGACGUGUCAGAACUUUUAUGAGCUGGCUAAAAGAGGAUACUAUAAUGGAUGCAAGUUCCAUCGCAUCAUUGCUGAUUUCAUGCUACAAACUGGUGAUCCAACAGGGACAGGCCGAGGAGGCCAAUCCAUAUACGGUGAAAAGUUCGCGGAUGAGAUACAUCCAGAGCUGAAACAUACUGGUGCUGGUAUACUUUCCAUGGCGAACAGCGGCCCAAACACAAACGGUUCCCAAUUCUUCAUAACGCUUGCACCAACCCCAUGGCUCGACGGCAAGCAUACUAUAUUUGGACGUGUCGCUGCUGGUAUGCCUGUAGUGAAAAGGCUGGGUAUGGUACCUACUGAUCGGAAUGAUAGACCUGUUGGAGACGAUGUGUUGAUUCUGAAAGCGUCGGCUUUGUGA
Molecule: messenger RNA, 480 nt
Organism: Synchytrium microbalum
Lineage: Eukaryota; Fungi; Chytridiomycota; Chytridiomycetes; Synchytriales; Synchytriaceae
Exons: 6
Coding region: 1-480 (159 amino acids)
Biological process (GO): protein peptidyl-prolyl isomerization; protein folding
Cellular component (GO): catalytic step 2 spliceosome
Molecular function (GO): peptidyl-prolyl cis-trans isomerase activity
Source: RefSeq, a predicted model, not a curated record